AUGUACAACUUUUGCUCUGAGUCUGACUGGUCGACUAAAAACGAAGUAGGGCUAGCCGGGCCGCUUUUUUGUGCCAACUGGAAUUUCCAAACUACAUCUGGAGGCCCUGUUUUGGUCGACAUUCGAGACCUGUGCACGACUUUCGUGCGCGCCGUCGAAAAAGAUGAAGCCAACGGACGUCGAUUUGUUCUAGGCUGCUCUAACGUUUCUAUUUUUCCGUCGGAAUUCGUAUCAAUUUUUGCCAAGGAGUUUCCUGAACGCGCACACUUAUUGUCUUCUGUGCCAGUGGAUCUUGUCAACACGCCCGUGUUCACCAUCGAUAGCAGUGAGACUGAAAGAGCACUUGACAUGAAGUUCAGAUCGCCGGAAGAGACACUAAUCGAUACUGCGAGGUGGAUGAUAGAUAAUGGCGGGGAGCAAGCUUGGAAAGGUGUUGAAACAAGAUAUUAG
Guyanagaster necrorhizus is the source of this 450-nucleotide messenger RNA. RefSeq lists its product as uncharacterized. The transcript has 3 exons. NCBI's taxonomy places the organism in Eukaryota, Fungi, Basidiomycota, Agaricomycetes, Agaricales, Physalacriaceae. The coding region runs from base 1 to 450 and encodes 149 amino acids. The record is from RefSeq and is a predicted model, not a curated record.